Molecule: messenger RNA, 957 nt
Organism: Camarhynchus parvulus
Lineage: Eukaryota; Metazoa; Chordata; Aves; Passeriformes; Thraupidae
Product: hydroxyproline dehydrogenase-like
Exons: 8
Coding region: 1-957 (318 amino acids)
Cellular component (GO): mitochondrion
Molecular function (GO): proline dehydrogenase activity; FAD binding
Source: RefSeq, a predicted model, not a curated record
AUGGUGAGGGAGGGCCGGGCCCUGGCGGUCCUGGGAUGGUGGGAGCUGCUCCGGGGCCUGCUGGUGUUCGCCCUCUGCUCCCACCCCCGGCUGCAGCAGGACCCUGAGGCGUUCCUGCGGGCGUCCCGCCGGGUUCUGGGUGCCCGCCUAUGGCGGGCCCUUCUCUCCGUGUCCCUUUGGGGACAGUUUGCGGUCGGCCGGAGCCCGGCGGCCGUGCAGGAGCUGGGCCAGCGGCUCCGGGCCCGUGGCCUGCGGCCAUUGCUGGCCCUGCCCAUCGAGGGUGAGGGACCCGAUGGAGAGGGCGAGGACUGGUUUGAGCAGAACUGUGGGGCAGCCCUGGAGUGUGUGGGGCUGGCGGCUGCCUCAGGCCCCGAGCCCGCCAUGCAGCUCAAGGUGACGGCGCUGCUGAGCCAGCGGCUCUGCGAGAAAAUCUCUCUCCGAUUGGCCGAGCCAGAAGGGGCGGGGCUUAACCCAGAAGAGGUGGCGGCCAUGUUGGGCGGCCAGGUGCCGGAGCUCACCUGGCUCAGCCCGGCCGAGAACGAACACCUGGGGAGGGGCCUGAGGAGACUGGAGAGGGUGGCACAGGCCGCGGUGGCCCGUGACGUUCAGGUGCUGGUGGAUGCCGAGAUGUCUCACCUGAACCCCGCCCUCACCUGCCUCACCUGGGGGCUGAUGUGGAGGCACAACCGGGCGGGGCCCCGAGCCCGAGUCUGGCACACCUGGCAGGCCUACCUGAGGGACACCGAGGCCGCCCUGCGCGCUCACCUGGCCCAGGUGGGCGGGGCCGGCCUCAGCUGCGGGGUGAAGUUGGUGCGCGGGGCUUACCUGGCCCAGGAGCAGGGCUACGAGCGCUGCCUGCGCCUGCUGCUCUGCGCCCUGGCCCGGCCGCUCUCGCGCCUCUCGCUCAUGGUGGCCACGCACAACGAGGGCUCGGCCCUGGCUGCGCUCACGGGGUGA